This is a messenger RNA of Purpureocillium takamizusanense, 1002 nucleotides long. RefSeq lists its product as uncharacterized. Gene Ontology annotation, molecular function: dioxygenase activity. The record is from RefSeq and is a predicted model, not a curated record. Bases 1 to 1002 code for a protein of 333 amino acids. Lineage: Eukaryota; Fungi; Ascomycota; Sordariomycetes; Hypocreales; Ophiocordycipitaceae. The transcript is spliced from 3 exons.
AUGGAUUUGCCUACACUCGACUUUUCCUUGUUCACGCAAGGCUCAAUACAGGAGAGGAAGAAUGUUGCAAGGUCUCUUGUGUCGAGCUUCAAGAAUCAUGGAUUUGUCAAACUUACCAACCAUGGCCUCCCCGAAGACAUCGUCAAGGCAUACAUGAAGGCAGCCGUCGAUUUCUUCGCGCUGCCGACAGACGUAAAGAUGAAGAUAUCCAACCCUCGUGGUCCGAACCCGCAACGCGGAUUCAGUUGGGUCGGUGCAGAACAGACGUCUAAGCUGAGGCCCGAAAACCUGAACGGCCAAAAAUCAUGGGAUGAAUUGAUGGACGCCCGAGAGCACUUCGACGCCGGCCCGCCAGGCGACAAAGAAUUCCCUAACAAGUGGCCCUCCGACAAAGAACUGCCAGGUUUUCAGCAACUCAUGGAAGGUUGCUAUACCAAGUUUCAAGAUAUCUGCCUCAAACUAAUGAGGGCAAUGGAGGUUGGUCUCGACCUUCCAGCUGACACGCUCGUGCAGAGGUGCCAGCCAGCAUCAAGCGAGCUUCGUCUCAAUCAUUAUCCGCCGACCGACUUGCGCCAAUUGGCCGAAGGCAAGGUCAAGCGAACCUGGCCGCACACAGACUUUGGGAUUAUCACACUGCUAUUCCAGGACUCGGUCGGCGGCCUGGAGCUAGAAGAUCGUUCCAAGCCCGGCACCUUUGCGCCUGUCCUGCCUGGCAAUCCUGACGGCCCGACAGAAAUGGUGGUGAACAUCAGUGACACCUUCCAGCGAUGGACCAACAAGGCUAUUAUGGCUGGGGUUCACCAGGUCUCUGUGCCACCGACAAUGAAAGGACGCACCGAAGGCUUCUGCCCUGAGCGCUACUCAGGCAUCUUCUUUUUCAAGGCGCAUCGUGAUACAUCGGCAGGUCCGCUGCCUCACUUUGUCACGGAAAAGAGACCGGCGGCAUACGAUGAGAUCACGGCGCUUCAGUACCAACAGCGAAUGACAAAGGUGCUGUACUAG